AAACGCUUGAGAGCUCAGCAGCUGCUAGAGGAGCUGUUUCAAGUGAUCAUCUACGCAGAAGUCAGAAGCUAUGAAUCUCCUUAUCGUCAUGGCGUCCAUGCAGCUGAGGAACGAUCAAUCCGACGCAGGCGACGGGUUGUACUUUCUGGAUUUUGUGAUGGAUCGGUUGAGGCGGGAUACAGCGUCUUCUCAUGAAUUUCAUUCAUCGACCGCCGCCACCAGUUGCAGCAGGGAGCAUGCUGUACAGCGCAUAUUCCUACCUGUUUUCCGCGAGACCGUCAGACGAAAUACAGCCGUCGCCACUGGGGGACAAGAGCGCGCUGCUGUUCCUCCUCUUGACGAACCAGGACCCCAAACAUUUCGCAAAUGAGUUCAAGGAAGCGAUCAAGAGAUUAAGGGAUAGCAAUGUCUCGAACGAUGCCUUGAAAACCACGGAUGAUGAGAAUACCAUCAACGUGUCGUUCCGACACAUAUACCAGACUCUGGGAAGCAAUAUCAGUUCCGAGGAAAGCUGUAUGAUCCUGUACACCCUACUCAUCUACAACCGGAGCUUCUGUACCUACAUCAUGUCGCGUUCAGACCCUGAAAGCUUGGUCGUCCCUCUGUUGAAACAGAUAUACGAGUACGCCGAAAACAAGCCCAACUAUAUCCACCUUUACAUUCUACUCGUUAUUCUCCUGCUAUUGACGCAGGAUCAAGACUUUAUAGACAGCAUUCAAAAGAUCACAAUCCAUACGCAUCCAUGGUACACAGAACGGAUCAUCAGGUCCGUUUCGCUCGGCGGGUUCACCAUCCUGGUGUUGAUCCGUACGGUGCAGGCGAAUCUGGCGACCUUCAAGGAUGUGUAUUGUCACACGCUUUGCACCGCAAUCCUGGCAAACCUUGCGAAUGUCGCUGUGGGGGUACAUUCCGUUGUUGCCCAGCGCAUCGUCAGUUUCUAUGAGAUGGUGGCAAAGCGGUAUCUCAAGCUGAUCGACCAGACGAAGGAGGAAGGUGGGAGCGAGAACGACACCAAUGCACAAAAGGCGGAUAUCUCGAUCGAUGACCCGGACACCUUAGUAUAUGGAGAUCUGGUGGCGCUUCUCUUGGAAAUGAUCUAUGCAAUGAUCACGUUCUCGCUCAAGCACAAUCCGGCACUUGUGUACGCACUACUGCAGAAGAGGGAAGCCUUCGCGCCUUUCCGAGAGUACCCUCGAUUUCAGCAGCUGGUGGAAAAUAUCGAUAUGGUUAUUGAGCACUUCCAUACUAAGCUUCAUGAGGCAGAUCUUAAGAUGCCUACAACGGCAGAGAUCGCGCAGGUCAUUGAACGGGCUGCCAAGACAUGGAGCGCCAGUAAACUGAAGACCGUAUCAGCGCUGAGCUUCGAUUUCGAAGCGAGCAUGCGCGACAGCUUCUUCUGCCUCCCAUACGUGUGGACUAUGGUCAACGCUCACAGUCUCAUUCAUUGGGAGGAAGAGUCGUCGCCGCUCAUACAGGGAUUUGCAUGCGAACAUCCUGCUGGCUUGGAUGAUGCCCCUGUUGCGUAGCAUGGCUCGCGCGAUUUCCCUCGA
This is a messenger RNA of Fimicolochytrium jonesii, 1550 nucleotides long. RefSeq names its product Dymeclin. The record is from RefSeq and is a predicted model, not a curated record. The transcript is spliced from 13 exons. Gene Ontology annotation, biological process: Golgi organization. Bases 192 to 1526 code for a protein of 444 amino acids. NCBI's taxonomy places the organism in Eukaryota, Fungi, Chytridiomycota, Chytridiomycetes, Spizellomycetales, Powellomycetaceae. Gene Ontology annotation, cellular component: Golgi apparatus.